AUGCGGUCGAGCAUUGCUUUAGUCAUUCUGGCUGCCCUUGGCGUCAUGUCGGCACCCGUUGCGGAACCUGACACUCUUGGCCACGGUGAAUAUGCUCGCGACACUCUCGGUCAUGGCGAAUAUGCUCGCGACACUCUCGGUCAUGGCGAAUAUGCUCGCGACACUCUCGGCCAUGGCGAAUAUGCCCGCGACAACCUUGGUCAUGGCGAAUAUGCUCGCGAUACAUUGGGUCACGGAGAGUAUGCUCGUGACGAGUAG
This is a messenger RNA of Penicillium verrucosum, 258 nucleotides long. RefSeq lists its product as uncharacterized. Bases 1 to 258 code for a protein of 85 amino acids. The transcript is spliced from 2 exons. Lineage: Eukaryota; Fungi; Ascomycota; Eurotiomycetes; Eurotiales; Aspergillaceae. The record is from RefSeq and is a predicted model, not a curated record.